This is a messenger RNA of Phyllostomus hastatus (greater spear-nosed bat), 1319 nucleotides long. It is a transcript of the gene NMUR1, whose product is annotated as neuromedin U receptor 1. NCBI's taxonomy places the organism in Eukaryota, Metazoa, Chordata, Mammalia, Chiroptera, Phyllostomidae. Gene Ontology annotation, molecular function: neuromedin U receptor activity. Gene Ontology annotation, cellular component: plasma membrane. Gene Ontology annotation, biological process: G protein-coupled receptor signaling pathway. The record is from RefSeq and is a predicted model, not a curated record. Bases 171 to 1319 code for a protein of 382 amino acids. The transcript has 3 exons.
GGGGCGACCCGGCGGGCUGCGGGCGCACCAGACGCCGGCAGUGGGCCAGUCCAGUCUGACCGCUCCUGGCGCUGCCUCUGUCCGUCGGGGCUGCUCCCGGACCCUGGAUCUCGCGGGCCGCAGACGGCACGGUUUCUUUCUGCCCCAAUUGUUCCAUCUUCCCUGGAGACAUGUCCCCCGGGAAUAUAAGCAGCCCAGUGUCCUGCAACGACAGUAGGGCCUGGGAGUUCUUUGACCCCAAGGACUUGAACUUGACUGACAAGGAGCUGAGACUCAAGUACCUGGGACCCCAGCAGACGGAGCUGUUCGUGCCCAUCUGUGUCACAUACCUGGUGAUUUUCGUGGUGGGCAUCCUGGGCAACGGGCUGACCUGCACGGUCAUUCUGCGCCACAAGACCAUGCGCACGGCCACCAACUACUACCUCUUCAGCCUCGCCGUGUCGGACCUGCUGGUGCUGCUGGUGGGCCUGCCCCUGGAGCUCUACGAGAUGUGGCGUAACUACCCCUUCCUGCUGGGUGCUGGUGGCUGCUACUUCCGCACGCUGCUCUUCGAGACCGUCUGCCUGGCCUCCGUGCUCAAUGUCACCGCCCUGAGCGUGGAGCGCUACGUGGCCGUGGUGCACCCGCUGCAGGUCCGGUCCACGAUGACUCGGACCCAUGUGCGCCGCGUGCUCGGGGCCAUCUGGGGCCUUGCUGUGCUCUGCUCUCUGCCCAACACCAGCCUGCACGGCAUCCAGCAGCUGGUCGUGCCCUGCCGGGGCACGGUGCCCGGCUCGGCUAUGUGCAUGCUGGUCCGCCCAAAGACCCUCUACAACCUGGUCAUCCAGAUCACCACUCUGUUCUUCUUCUGCCUGCCCAUGGCCAUCAUCAGCGUGCUCUACCUGCUCAUCGGGCUGCGGCUGCGGCGUGAGAAGCUGCUGCUGCUCAGGCAGACGGCCCAGGGCAAGGCCAGGGCCAGGGACAGCCGCAAGCUCCAGUCACCACAGGACAGGAGUCGGACACAGGUGACCAAGAUGCUGUUCGUGCUGGUCCUGGUGUUCGGCGUCUGCUGGGCCCUGUUCCACAUCGACCGCCUCAUGUGGAGCUUCGUGUCCGAGUGGACCGAUGGCCUGCACCUGGCCUUCAAGUACGUGCACGUCGUCUCCGGCGUCUUCUUCUACCUCGGCUCGGCCGCCAACCCCGUGCUCUACAGCCUCAUGUCCACCCGCUUCCGGGACACCUUCUGGGAAGCCCUGUGCUUGCGGGCCUGGUGCCGGCGCCGCAGACUCCGCGGCAGCUCCCGCAGCCUCAGCGGGGUGAGCACGGCCAGCACCCUGUGA